Molecule: messenger RNA, 679 nt
Organism: Mytilus trossulus (common blue mussel)
Lineage: Eukaryota; Metazoa; Mollusca; Bivalvia; Mytilida; Mytilidae
Product: barrier-to-autointegration factor-like
Exons: 3
Coding region: 147-419 (90 amino acids)
Molecular function (GO): DNA binding
Source: RefSeq, a predicted model, not a curated record
AACGUUUGUGUAUAGCUGGAAAGCCCGAUCUGAUUGAAGCUACUUUUAUACACUGACUACUUGUGAAAGCGCCAAUUUCCUGAAAACGAAACUCAAUAAAACAGUACAAUAUUUAUCUUUAAUCUGAAAAAUCCCAACUCAACAAAAUGUCUUCAACUUCUCAAAAACACAGAAAUUUUGUAAUGGAGCCAAUGGGUGACAAACCUGUAACAGAGCUGGCAGGGAUUGGACCAGUUUAUGGUGGUAGACUGACAGAAGCAGGUUUUGAUUGUGCCUAUGUUGUCUUAGGGCAGUUUUUAGUGCUGAAAAAAGAUGAAGAUAUGUUUAAAGAUUGGUUGAAAGAUUUGACUGGAGCUACUUCAAAACAACAGAAUGACUGCUUUCAAUGCUUAAAAGAGUGGUGUGAUCAAUUCUUGUGAAUGUUGUAUCAGUACGAUAAAAAUGUAAAACUAUUAUCAUCCUAUAAAUGUGGUACCUUUUAUCAUCUUGCAAGUGUUUUAUUGGUCAGCAUUUAAUGUAUCUUUGUUAAUCAACCAAGGACUUUGAUUGUGUAUUGUCAAAUACAAAUAUUCUGAAUUAAAAAUUUGAAAAUAAAAUACAUAUUUUUGAAUGUUAAUAAUCAUGAUAAUAGUUCAAUCUAAAUCUGUCUGUGUAACAAAGUAGGUUGCAAUUACUAUUU